AAGUUUCAAAUUGUUUCAGAAUUUUUAAAAAUUGAAAAAAGGAGGAAAAUUAAUUUUUUUGUUUGUUUAGUAACAAUUAAAUGAUUUUUAUGUUACGAGUUUUAUUUGAUAUUUCACACAAAAGAAAUAAGGAAUGAGUAUACGUCACUGCUGAAUUGAAUUGACUGAAAUAGUUGGUAUUCAUCUUCAUUUCAACUUUCACUUCCAUGUCUCUGUUCCCCUAUAUUUUGUUCGAAAAAAACGACAACCUGUUACGCACUCAUGCAUUAUGUGCUCAAUCAAAAAGUCAAUAGGAGAAGGAAAAUCAUAAUAAAUUAAAAGAAAAAAUAUGUGAUAAAAAAUAAAUUUUCAUAUAAAUUGUUGACAUAUUUUUUUUUUUUGUCACGGAUAAAAUUAAAGGACGAGAAAAUGAAAAAAAACAUAUUAAUAAUAUGAAGAAGAAGACGAGUUUUAUUUUAAUAAAUAAACAAAUAAAAUUGAAAUAUAAGGUUUUUAUAUAAAAAAAAAUCUUAUGGCUUUUAAUUGUGGAUAAAAAUUUUACAUCUUAAUAAUGUUGAAAUAUUAUUUUCUUUGUUAAAAAUAUAACAAUGAGAAAAGUUUCUUUUCUGAAAAUUUUCACAGUACUAUAAAAUUAAGAAUUUUUACAAAUUUUUGUUACAAAAAAAAAGAAAAAAAAUGACAAAUAUUGUGAUAAAAGAGAGAAUAGUUUUUCUUCUGGGAUUUGGAGCCGGAUUUUGCAUCACUCUUUUAAUAUAUUUAAUGAAAUACUCAAUAAUUCCAUACUGUGAUAAUGUAAUGAUAACAAAUCAAAGAACCAGUGUUGAUUACAAUAAUAUCAUUGGAUUAUCCAAAGAUAGUGUAAAAUUUUAUGUUUGGUUAAAAGAAUCGUCCGAAACACUUGACGAAAAUCAUUCUUAUGAAAAAUGGCUACAAAUGCAAAAUACACGAAUCACAGAACUUGAUAUGGAUUCUCAAAAAUAUGACAAUAAAUCUGUGAAGCAAAUAAUAGAAUCAAAAUGGUUAAUGAAAAAUGUUCAUGUAACAUGUGUGAUUUUUGUUGAAAAAUUAAAAUUAGCAGAAACAAUUGCUAAUACAUGGGGUAAACAUUGUAAUAAAUUGUUAUUUUUUGGAAAAGAUUUACAUGAUUUUAAUUUACCUGUGAUAAAAUUUGAUAAUAUAAAAUUUACAUCAUCAUGGCAACUAUUAUGUGAAUCAAUGAAUUAUAUAUGGAAUGAGACAAAAGAAAAUUUAGAAUGGAUUAUAUUUGUUAAGGACGAUACAAUGGUAAUUCCGGAAAAUUUACGAUAUAUCGUGGCGCCAUUGAAUUAUGAACAUGAUUAUUAUCUUGGUCAUGCAGUUUCUUUAUGGGGUCAAAAUUAUAAUGUCGCCGAGGCUGGUUAUGUGCUCAGUAAAUCGGCGUUUGAAAAAAUUGUCAAAAAAUUUGAUAAUUCACAAAAAUGCGCAUCGAGUGGGAAAUUUUGGAAAAAAGAAGAUUUCUAUUUGGGUAAACAUUUACGUUCCAUGGGAAUUAAACCGUCGGAUACAAGGGAUUCUUUGCAAAGAGGAACAUUUCAUGGUUAUUCGUUGCAAAUUUUGUUUUGGGGAAUUGCAAAGCCAGGUCAAUAUUGGACAAGAGCACUUUAUCCACCAGGUGAUGAUUGUUGUUCAACAAGAUCAGUAACGUUCAAUGCUGUUGAUUCUAGUAAAAUGUACACUUUAAAUUAUCUUCUCUAUAAUUUUAAUACUUUCUUGAAACCUGGAAUUCAUGGAAAUAAAUCACCGGCAAGAGUAAAACACGAUGAUGAGGUAUGGAAAAAAGUUUUAAAAGAUGAAUUUGGCAUUGAGAAUAUUACGGAAAUUUCGAAUGAACAAUAUUAUCAACUUUGGCGAAAAAAAUAUUCGGAACCGGAAACAUUUAUGGAAAAUAAAAUCUACAAUCCAUUAUCGUCUUCUUCGAAAGAUUCAACGAAACGUUAAGAUAAAUCUUCAAGUAAAAUUUUAAUAAAUAAUUCGUAAAUUAGUUAUUUUUUAACAAUACUUACGAAAGGUAUUAAGCUUUCAAUUGUUGAAUUAGAUUUAUUUUAUAUUUAAAAAUGAUAUUUUAUUGAGAUGAUUGCGUUCUUUUUUUUUUAAAUCGCAAAUUAUACAAAAUUAUAUUUACAAUUUUUUAGUAGUUAAAAUUUAAAUUUUGUUGCCUCAUGGUUGUGCAACAGAAUGAACUGUUUAUUAUUGAUAAGAAAUGUCUAACAUUGUUUUUUUUUAUUAUUAAUUAUUAGAUAAUAUUUAUUAUUAUUAAUUAUAAAGUACAAAUCUCGAUCUGAUAUUUAUAAAUAACACUGUCCGACAAAAAUCCAUAAAAAGAAAAUUUGAUGGAACAAUGAAAAAUAAUUUUUAUAUCUAUCGAAAGUGAUAAGAAUCAUCCAAUUAUCCGGACAGUGUAAUUAUUAUAAAAAAGACUGCAAGAUUCUUUUGCACUAUUACGAAUUGAAUACGUCCAUUUCAUAAAAUGUAUAACUUUUGAUAUUGUUUUUUUUUUGUAAGGAUUAUUUAAUCUAUUAGUCAAAGAAUUUAACAAUUUGUUAAUUAAUUAACUAUUGUUAAUUAAAUUAUUUAGUCUAUAACUUAAUAAUUAAUUAGUUACAAACGAAUGCAUUAUAAAAAAAAAUAAUUUCCAUAUACGUGCCUUACUAUAAAGUAUAUAAUCUUUAUAAUUGGUUUUUAAAUAAAAAAAAACAAUCCAA
Messenger RNA from Leptopilina boulardi, 2741 nucleotides. RefSeq names its product glycoprotein-N-acetylgalactosamine 3-beta-galactosyltransferase 1-like. The transcript is spliced from 4 exons. Gene Ontology annotation, cellular component: membrane. Gene Ontology annotation, molecular function: N-acetylgalactosaminide beta-1,3-galactosyltransferase activity. The coding region runs from base 676 to 1977 and encodes 433 amino acids. The record is from RefSeq and is a predicted model, not a curated record. Lineage: Eukaryota; Metazoa; Arthropoda; Insecta; Hymenoptera; Figitidae.